AUGUCUCGCACAGUAAUUUUUCAACUUCUCCGAAUGAAGCGCAGAUUAUUCCUGAAGCCAUCUUGUAGCAAAUAUUUGAAUUAUUUUUUUUAUCAUUACAUUGCAACACAGCGUCGUAAGCGCCGUGGAUCAUAUUUCAAACGACUAAAAACAAAGCUCACAUUCAAAAGUUUACGUUCUCUACCAUUAAUUCAAUCAAUCAUCAUGGCUAACGGCGUGGAUCCAGUUUUUGGUGUCAAUCUCAGAGAUCUAAUGUCAGAUGAUGGUGUCAUAUUUAAUUACGGCAAUGAGAUUGAUGAAAAUGACCAUGAACGUUUUAAAUUUGAUCCACAUGUCAAUUUUACUGAUGAUGAAUUACUCAAAUUUAUUAAUCUUGAUAUAUCAGACGACGAGCGGGAUGAUGAUAGUGACGACCGCGAUAACGAUGAUGGUAAAAAAUGUAAAGCCACUGUAUUACCAGGUCUCAAUUUUGAUAAAAUAAAAGAAAAAAUGCAAAAUUUACGCGACGAUGGAAAGAUAAAAAAAUUAAUCCUUCAACAAGGUGUUGGAAACAUAAUACCUGCAAAUUCUCUAGUUACAGUAAAAUAUUCAGGUUAUCUUGAAGGUCAAGACAAUCCAUUUGAUUCAACCUACCAUCGUAAAAGUGUCAGUCGCUUUCGUUUAAGUUACAGUGAAUUGAUUUGGGGUUUAGAUUUAUCAAUCCAGAGUAUGCGAAAACACGAAGUUUCAUUAUUUUUAAUUGAUCCGGAUUUAGCUUAUGGAGAAAUAGGAUGUUGGCCAACCAUACCGGGUAAUUCUGAAGUGAUGUUCAUCGUUCAACUGACAGACUAUAAUGACAACACAGAAACUGAUGACUUUAAAUUACUUGAACCUGUAGAUCGUAAAGUAUUUCUUAAAAUUGAAAAAUCAAUCAAACAAUCAUUACUUACCGGUGCCAAUAAUUACCAACGUGGACAAGUAAAAUUAGCAAUAAGUGAAUAUAAGCGUGCGAUUGAUCGCUUAGAGAACUCUCAUUUAGAUAACGAUGAAGAAGAAAAUCGUUAUAAUUCUUUGUUAUCACGUGCUUACCAAAAUUUAGCAGUUUGUUACAAUAAAGAAAACAUGCCACGUAAAGCAUGUAUUGCUUGUAAUGAUGUUGUUAAUAAAACAGCUAAAACUUAUUUUCACUAUGGACGAGCGUUAAUAAAAAUGGGCGAGUAUCAGGAAGCGAUAGAAAAAUUGAACCUAGGAUUAAAAAUGGAUCCACACAAUAAAGAAAUGACAAAAGAACUUAAUUUAGCUGAUAAGUUGCAACGUUUUAGUUUAAUAAUCAAACAGAAUAUGCAGUCAUCUUGUUUAAAUGUGGCUAAAUUAUCUUCAGAUGCUAAGAAUCAAGAAUACAGAAAAAUAGCAUCUGAAUUUUGUGAUAAUUUUACCAUUAAUAAUAAUAUUAUGAGAGAACCAUUUCCUAAUAAGAUUGAUCCAUUACUCAGAGACAUUAUUAGGAAAAUUGCAUUGUUAAAGGGUAUUAAAGUAACUUCUGUUGACAAAGAUGGUAAAAUUGAUUUUUAUCUUGAAAAAUCUAACUAUCAAUAA
This is a messenger RNA of Cotesia congregata, 1575 nucleotides long. NCBI's taxonomy places the organism in Eukaryota, Metazoa, Arthropoda, Insecta, Hymenoptera, Braconidae. The record is from the annotation of a GenBank genome assembly.